CCCCAUGUUCACCCAGGCACCGGCUCACCCACCUUCCCCAUGCCCACCGCCUCACCCACCUUGGCGACCUCCAAGGCGACCUCCACCGUGUUGCAUCUGUGCCCGCUCUGCUGCAGCAUCUGUGCCUGAAAACUGCAGGCUCUGGCCAGCCAGCCGCUCCGCUGACACCCUGCGCCCUGCCCGGCCCCUGCCCGGCCCGUGUGCCGGUGUACCUGGCAUGUCCAGGCCUGGCCCGCGCCUGCCUGCCCAGCCCGCGGAACCCCGGCGGCCCCGCGAGCUAGGAUGAGGGGCCAGGCCGCAGCCCCCGGGCCCCUGUGUGUCCUGGCGGCGCUGCUGCUGAUGCUGCUGCCGCCGCCGGCGCCAGGGCAGGGGGUGCGGGGGGGCGCGGGGGGCGCCGCGGGCCCCGGAGGCGAGCCCUGCGCCACACUGGUGCAGGGCAAAUUCUUCGGCUACUUCUCUGCGGCCGCCGUGUUCCCGGCCAACGCCUCCCGCUGCUCGUGGACACUGCGCAACCCGGACCCGCGGCGCUACACGCUCUUCAUGAAGGUGGCCAAGGGCCCGGGGCCCUGCGGGGGCGCCAGCCGCGUGCGCACCUUCCAGUUCGACUCCUUCCUGGAGUCCACGCGCACCUACCUGGGCGUGGAGAGCUUUGACGAGGUGCUGCAGCUGUGUGACCGCACCGCGCCCCUGGCCUUCCUGCAGGCCAGCAAGCAGUUCCUGCAGAUGCAGCGCCAGCUGCAGCCGCCCGGCCCGCCCCACGACUUCUCCGUGGAGUACCUGGUCGUGGGUAACCGCAGCCCCAGCCGCGCCGCCUGCCAGAUGCUCUGCCGCUGGUUGGACGCCUGCCUGGCCGGCAGCCACAGCACGCACCCCUGCGGCAUCAUGCAGACCCCCUGUGCCUGUCUAGGCGGGGACCCUGGAGACCCUGCCGCAGGCCCCCCGGCCCCACGCGGGGGCGACGUCUGCCUGAGGGACGGCCUGGCCGGAGGCCCUGAGAACUGCCUGACCAGCCUGACGCAGGACCGGGGUGGGGACAACACUCCAGGCGGCUGGAAGCUGUGGUCACUGUGGGGCGAAUGCACGCGGGACUGCGGGGGAGGCCUCCAGACGCGCACGCGCACCUGCCUGCCCUCGCCAGGCCCUGACGGGGGCUGCGAGGGGGUGCUGGAAGAGGGGCGCCUGUGCAACCGCAAGGCCUGCGGCCCCGCCGGCCGCGCCAACUCGCGGAGCCAGUCCCUGCGGUCCACGGACGCCCGGCGGCGGGACGAGCUGGGCGACGAGCUACAGCAGUUCGGGUUCCCGGCCCCGCAGACGGGUGACCCCGCGGCCGAGGAGUGGUCCCCGUGGAGCGUGUGCUCCAGCACCUGCGGCGAGGGCUGGCAGACGCGCACGCGCUUCUGCGUGUCGUCCUCCUACAGCACGCAGUGCAGCGGGCCCCUGCGCGAGCAGCGCCUCUGCAACAACUCGGCCGUGUGUCCAGUGCACGGUGCCUGGGACGAGUGGUCGCCCUGGAGCCUGUGCUCCAGCACUUGUGGCCGCGGCUUCCGGGACCGCACGCGCACCUGCAGGCCCCCUCAGUUUGGAGGCAACCCCUGCGAGGGUCCCGAGAAGCAGACCAAGUUCUGCAACAUUGCGCUCUGCCCUGUGGACGGAAACUGGAACGAGUGGUCCAGCUGGAGCGCCUGCUCGGCCAGCUGCUCCCAGGGCCGGCAGCAGCGCACGCGCGAGUGCAACGGGCCUUCGUACGGGGGCGCCGAGUGCCAGGGCCACUGGGUGGAGAGCCGAGACUGCUUCCUGCAGCAGUGCCCAGUGGACGGGAAGUGGCAGGCCUGGGCGGCAUGGGGAGGCUGCAGCGUGUCCUGCGGGGGCGGCACUCAGCGCAGGGAGCGUGCCUGCGCGGGGCCCUUCUUCGGGGGCGCAGCCUGCCAGGGCCCCCAGGACGAGUACCGGCAGUGCAGUGCCCAGCGGUGUCCAGAGCCCCACGAGAUCUGUGCAGAGGACCCGUUUGGCGCGGUGGUCUGGAAGGAGACCCCGGCUGGGGAGGUGGCAGCUGUCCGGUGCCCCCGCAACGCCACUGGCCUCAUCCUGCGGCGCUGUGAGCUGGACGAGGAGGGUGUGGCCUACUGGGAACCGCCCACCUACAUCCGCUGCGUAUCCAUUGACUACCGCAACAUCCAGAUGAUGACUCGGGAGCAUCUGGCCAAGGCUCAGCGGGGCCUGCCCGGAGAGGGCGUGUCCGAGGUCAUCCAGACGCUGGUGGAGAUCUCCCAGGACGGCACCAGCUACAGCGGGGACCUGCUGUCCACCAUUGAUGUGCUACGGAACAUGACGGAGAUCUUCCGCAGAGCCUACUACAGCCCCACGCCUGGGGACGUGCAGAACUUUGUGCAGAUCAUCAGCAACCUGCUGGCUGAGGAGAACCGGGACAAGUGGGAGGAGGCGCAGCUGAUGGGCCCAAAUGCCAAGGAACUGUUCCGCCUGGUGGAGGAUUUCGUGGACGUUAUUGGCUUCCGCAUGAAAGACCUGCGGGACGCGUACCAGGUGACAGACAACCUGGUUCUCAGCAUCCACAAACUCCCGGCCAGCGGGGCCACAGACAUCAGCUUCCCCAUGAAGGGUUGGCGGGCCACGGGCGACUGGGCCAAGGUGCCAGAGGACAGAGUCACCGUGUCCAAGAGUGUCUUCUCCACGGGGCUGCCAGAAGCCGACACCUCAUCCGUGUUUGUGGUUGGCACUGUGCUCUACAGGAAUCUGGGCAGCUUCCUGGCACUGCAGAGGAACACGACGGUGCUGAACUCCAAGGUCAUCUCGGUGACUGUGAAGCCCCCGCCGCGCUCCCUGCUCACGCCGCUGGAGAUCGAGUUCGCCCACAUGUACAAUGGUACCACCAACCAGACGUGCAUCCUCUGGGACGAGGCGGACGUACCCUCCUCCCCCGCACCCCCGCAGCUCGGGCCCUGGUCGUGGCGCGGCUGCCGCACGGUGCCCCUCGACGCCCUCCGGACGCGCUGCCUGUGUGACCGGCUGUCCACCUUCGCCAUCUUAGCCCAGCUCAGCGCCGACGCGAACAUGGAGAAGGUGAUCGUGCCGUCCGUGACGCUCAUCGUGGGCUGCGGCGUCUCGUCCCUGACGCUCCUCCUGCUCAUCAUCAUCUACGUGUCCGUGUGGAGGUACAUCCGCUCGGAAAGGUCUGUCAUCCUGCUCAACUUCUGCCUGUCCAUCAUUUCCUCCAACGCACUCAUCCUCAUCGGACAGACCCAGACGCGCAACAAAGUGGUGUGCACGCUGGUGGCUGCCUUCCUCCACUUCUUCUUCCUGUCGUCCUUCUGCUGGGUGCUCACCGAGGCCUGGCAGUCCUACAUGGCCGUGACUGGCCGCCUCCGGAACCGCCUCAUUCGCAAGCGCUUCCUCUGCCUGGGCUGGGGGCUCCCUGCGCUGGUCGUGGCCGUGUCCGUGGGCUUCACCAAGGCCAAAGGGUACAGCACCAUGAACUACUGCUGGCUCUCCCUGGAGGGGGGACUGCUGUACGCCUUCGUGGGACCUGCGGCCGCUGUCGUGCUGGUCAACAUGGUCGUGGGCAUCCUGGUGUUCAACAAGCUGGUGUCUAAGGACGGCAUCCCCGACAAGAAGCUCAAGGAGCGGGCGGGGGCCUCGCUCUGGAGCUCCUGCGUGGUGCUGCCUCUGCUGGCGCUGACCUGGAUGUCGGCUGUGCUCGCCGUCACCGACCGCCGCUCCGCCCUCUUCCAGAUCCUCUUCGCCGUCUUUGACUCGCUGGAGGGCUUUGUCAUCGUUAUGGUGCACUGUAUCCUGCGGAGAGAGGUCCAGGACGCCGUCAAGUGCCGCGUAGUGGACCGGCAAGAGGAGGGCAACGGCGACUCGGGGGGCUCCUUCCAGAAUGGCCACGCCCAGCUCAUGACCGACUUCGAGAAGGAUGUGGAUCUGGCCUGCAGAUCAGGUGAGCGCCUGGCAGUGCUCAACAAGGACAUCGCGGCCUGCCGCACGGCCACCAUCACCGGCACGCUGAAGCGGCCCUCGCUGCCCGAGGAGGAGAAGCUGAAGGUGCCCCCCAAGGCGGCGCCGCCCCCCAACUUCAACAGCCUCCCAGCCAACGUGUCCAAGCUGCACGCACACGGGUCCCCGCGCCGCGGCGGUGCACCCCUGCCAGACUUCCCCAACCACUCGCUCACCCUCAAGAGGGACCGCGCACCUAAGUCCGCCUUCGUGGGCGACGGGGACAUCUUCAAGAAGCUGGACUCGGAGCUGAGCCGCGCCCAGGAGAAGGCGCUGGACACGAGCUACGUGGUCCUGCCCACGGCCACCGCCACGCUGCGGCCCAAGCCCAAGGAGGAGACCAAGUACAGCAUCAACCUGGACCAGAUGCCGCACACGCGCCUCAUCCACCUGGACCUGGCGCCUGACGCCGGCCCCGUGCGCAGCCCCCCGGCCCGCGAGCCCCCGGCCCAGCCCCCCGCCCAGCCCCCACCGCCGCCGCCACCGCCGCCCCCGCCGCAGCCGCCGCAGCCGCCUCUGCCCCCGCCGCCCGCGCCCCCCAGCCUGGGGGAGCCCGCCCCGCACCCGGGCUCCAGCGCGGGCGCCACCAGCAAGGGCGAGAACAUGGCCACGCUCUCCGUGGGCUCCCUGGAGCGGCGGAAGUCGCGGUACGCUGAGCUGGACUUUGAGAAAAUCAUGCACACGCGGAAGCGGCACCAAGAUAUGUUCCAGGACCUGAACCGGAAGUUGCAGCAGCACGCUGAGAAGGACAAGGAGGCCCUGGGAGCGGACAGCAAGCUGGAGCGGCAGCAGACGCCCCACAAGCGGCCCUGGGAGAGCCUGCGCAAGGCGCACGGGACGCCAGCCUGGGCCCGCAAGGAGCUGGAGCCGCUGGCGCCGGCGCCGCUGGAGCUGCGAGGCGGCGUGGAGUGGGAGAAGUCGGGCGCCACCAUCCCACUGGUGGGCCAGGACAUCAUCGACCUCCAGACGGAGGUCUGAGCAGGCGGCGGCGGCCACGCACCGACCACCGGGACGGACGCCCCGCCCGCGCCUGCCGCGGGCCAGGCGCAGGCACUGCAGGACGCGGGCCAGGCCCGCAGCCGGCCUCGGGGCGCUGGGCAGAGGCCGGCAGUGCCGGGACCAGAGCCACGGGGGACAGGAGCGGCCGCCCCGCGGGCACCGGGCUCCGGAGGCCGCGCACGCGCGCGGGCCGCAGACUCUGCCCUCCUGGGGCCCAGCUCCGGGCCAGGGUCCGUGGGCUGUGGCCGGCCAGUGUGGCCUGCCCCCCCACCUCUGGCUGAGGAUCUGCCCGCCGGGCUCCGCGGCCUGGCGCCGUUUUUAGACACCCCACCUUCGGGAAGCAGCAGCCCCAUACUUCCAGGGCCCUGGGCCCCCCAGACCCAGGAGAGCACAGCCCUCCCCCUGCCCACCCCUGGGGCAGGGCCAGAAGCCCCCUCCGCAAGAAGCAGGGCUGGGGAAUCUAUUUUUUCUCUCCUUUUCUUUUCUUCAAUAAAAAGAAUGAAAAACCUA
Messenger RNA from Sorex fumeus (smoky shrew), 5520 nucleotides. It is a transcript of the gene ADGRB1, whose product is annotated as adhesion G protein-coupled receptor B1. Gene Ontology annotation, molecular function: G protein-coupled receptor activity. The record is from RefSeq and is a predicted model, not a curated record. Gene Ontology annotation, biological process: cell surface receptor signaling pathway; G protein-coupled receptor signaling pathway; negative regulation of angiogenesis. The transcript is spliced from 31 exons. Gene Ontology annotation, cellular component: plasma membrane. Bases 283 to 4989 code for a protein of 1568 amino acids. NCBI's taxonomy places the organism in Eukaryota, Metazoa, Chordata, Mammalia, Eulipotyphla, Soricidae.